CUGGAGGUGGUUGUGUGUUCGUUGCAGCUUUACUCCACUACUUUGUCUUAUGCACUUUGAUGUGGACGGCUGUUGAAGCCAGGAACAUGUACGUCAGUGCAGUAAAGGUUUUCCCAGAAGACACGCCUCACUACAUGCUCAAGGCUUGCCUAAUCGCUUGGGGAUCUCCACUGAUUGUUCUGACGAUCACCUUGGCUGCAGCAACUGAUCACUACAGAAACGAGGAUUACUGCUUCCUUGAGCCUGAUCUUGUGCUGUUCCUCGGCCUCCUUGCUCCCAUUGGUCUCAUCCUCAUCCACAACAUCAUCACCUUCAUCUUGGUCAUGCGCAGCAUCCUGAAGGUCAAGGAGGCAUCUCGCUCCCAGCAGAUCUCCAAACGCCUCCAGAAUGCCGUGGGAAUCUCCACCCUCAUGGGGUUGACCUGGAGUUUUGGGUUCCUGGUCGUCAUCGACGGAUCGCAAGCCUUCCAGCUCAUCUUCUGUCUGGCCAACUCCUUUCAGGGCCUGAUUGUCUUCAUCAUGUUUUGCGUGCGACGUGAAGAGGUCCGCACCGCCCUCGCACCGUACAUGAAGCGCCUCUGCUGCGGUCGCACCUGUGACAUACAGGUGCCUUGGAAAAAGGAUAGGUCAUACGACCUGCCCAUAUUGUCUGAAUCCGUGCCGAGUUCACAAUCGACAGCCCACACUGCUGAAUUUGACAUGUCAGUGUCAGGACCGUAUUAGUGAGAGGCAGGCUUCAACACUCGCUGUCUGAAGCAUCAAUCUUUAAAGUCUACUUAUAGAAUACUUAUUACCUUACCAUGCACAACAUUACUGGACCGAGCUCUGUCUAAUGUGGUUUUCUUAGUAUAGGUAUUUCUCUAGCACUUAACUGGUUCGUCACUCGUCACUCAGUUUCUGAUGUGAGGCAGGUGGCUCUGGACAAUGAUGCACAUACAUUGGGGAUAGCCUGACUGUAUGAUUAUGGAGCUAUAAAAAAGGCUCCAUGGUACGAUCAAGGACAAACCAUGCACUCCCGCCGUAUGUGCGAACAUAUUUGGUCGUCAACUGAUCGAGAAGCCUUUAUCUCGGAAGGCUGCUCAUGAAUGCGUCGCGAAAGCCACAUUAGACUGGGCUUGGUUCCGUAGUAAAAUGGUAGGUGGCACUGACAU
Molecule: messenger RNA, 1150 nt
Organism: Patiria miniata (bat star)
Lineage: Eukaryota; Metazoa; Echinodermata; Asteroidea; Valvatida; Asterinidae
Product: adhesion G-protein coupled receptor G2-like
Exons: 4
Coding region: 60-722 (220 amino acids)
Biological process (GO): cell surface receptor signaling pathway; G protein-coupled receptor signaling pathway
Cellular component (GO): membrane
Molecular function (GO): G protein-coupled receptor activity
Source: RefSeq, a predicted model, not a curated record